Suricata suricatta (meerkat) is the source of this 3922-nucleotide messenger RNA. It is a transcript of the gene MTMR6, whose product is annotated as myotubularin related protein 6. The record is from RefSeq and is a predicted model, not a curated record. Bases 141 to 2006 code for a protein of 621 amino acids. Gene Ontology annotation, cellular component: nuclear envelope. Gene Ontology annotation, biological process: dephosphorylation. Gene Ontology annotation, molecular function: phosphatidylinositol-3,5-bisphosphate phosphatase activity. NCBI's taxonomy places the organism in Eukaryota, Metazoa, Chordata, Mammalia, Carnivora, Herpestidae. The transcript has 14 exons.
CGCUGCCAGGGGGCGGGCUGAAGGGCCGUGGCGCUGGCCCGCUGGUAGUUCCUGCUGGACCUGGGUGGUGGUGACCGCCCGGGCUUCUGUCGCUCCAUGGUACGCCUGUGAAGCAGGCUGCCGGCGGGCGUCGCCUCGAAAUGGAGCACAUUCGUACGACCAAGGUUGAGCAAGUGAAAUUACUUGACCGAUUCAGUACCAGCAACAAGUCACUAACAGGAACACUCUAUCUCACAGCCACACAUCUAUUAUUUAUAGACUCUCAUCAGAAAGAAACCUGGAUAUUGCAUCACCAUAUUGCCUUAGUAGAGAAACUAGCUUUGACUACUUCUGGAUGCCCACUUGUGAUUCAGUGCAAGAACUUCAGGAUUGUGCAUUUUAUUGUUCCCAGAGAAAGAGAUUGCCAUGAUAUUUACAAUUCUUUGCUACAACUGUCAAAACAAGCCAAAUACGAAGAUCUCUACGCGUUCUCCUACAAUCCCAAACAAAACGAUGCAGAACGGCUGCAGGGCUGGCAGCGCAUUGACCUUGCCCAGGAGUAUGCGAGGAUGGGAGUGCCAAAUUCAAACUGGCAGCUGUCUGAUGCCAACCGAGAAUAUAAGAUUUGUGAAACUUACCCCAGAGAACUUUAUGUUCCCCGCAUAGCGAGUAAGCCAAUAAUCGUGGGUAGUUCCAAGUUCCGGAGCAAGGGAAGGUUCCCGGUGCUUUCCUACUACCAUGGACAUAAAGAGGCUGCCAUUUGUCGAUGCAGUCAGCCACUGUCCGGGUUCAGUGCCAGGUGCCUGGAGGAUGAGCACCUGCUGCAGGCCAUCAGCAAAGCCAACCCAGUCAACCACUGCAUGUAUGUCAUGGACACCAGGCCCAAACUGAAUGCAAUGGCCAACAGAGCAGCUGGAAAAGGUUAUGAAAAUGAAGACAACUAUUCUAAUAUUAGAUUUCAAUUUGUUGGAAUUGAAAAUAUUCAUGUCAUGCGGUCCAGCCUUCAGAAGUUAUUGGAAGUCAAUGGUACCAAAGGGCUUUCUGUCAGUGAUUUCUACUCUGGUUUGGAGAGCUCAGGAUGGCUUCGCCACAUCAAAGCUGUUCUGGACGCAGCCAUCUUCUUAGCCAAAGCAGUAAUGGUUGAAAGUGCCAGUGUGCUGGUGCAUUGUUCUGAUGGCUGGGACAGGACGUCUCAGGUCUGUGCCCUUGGCUCUCUCCUGCUGGACCCCUACUACAGGACAAUCAAAGGAUUUGUGGUUUUAAUAGAAAAGGAUUGGAUCUCUUUUGGACAUAAGUUUUCAGAGAGGUGUGGCCAUUUGGACGGUGACCCAAAGGAAGUCUCACCAGUGUUCACUCAGUUCUUGGAAUGUGUGUGGCAUCUGACCGAACAGUUUCCACAAGCCUUUGAGUUCAAUGAAGCGUUUCUUCUUCAGAUCCAUGAGCAUAUUCAUUCAUGCCAAUUUGGAAACUUCCUUGGAAAUUGUCAGAAGGAAAGAGAAGAACUCAAGUUGAAAGAGAAGACUUACUCCCUGUGGCCAUUUCUCCUGGACGACCAGAAGAAGUACCUAAAUCCACUCUACAUUUCCACAUCUCCGAAAUUUACAGUUUUGGAGCCGAAUACAGUGUCUUUCAACUUUAAGUUUUGGAGAAACAUGUACCACCAAUUUGACCGAACAUUGCAUCCUAGACAGUCUGUGUUUAAUAUAAUUAUGAAUAUGAAUGAGCAAAAUAAGCAGUUAGAAAAAGAUAUUGAAGACUUAGAAUCGAAAAUUAAGCAAUGUAAAAAUAAGCCAACAGAUGGAAUUCUCACCAAGGAAUUAAUAAAUUCAAUUCAUCCUGAAUCUCCUACCCUCAAAACUUCCUUGUGUUUUAAGGAGCAAACUCUGUUACCUGUGAAUCAUGCUCUUCGAACUAUAGAGGGCAGCAACCCAGCAGAUAACCGUUACAGGGAAUACGCUGAAGAGUUUUCCAAAGCGGAACCCGGCGUGGUCAGCUUGGAGUAUGGUGUGGCCAGAAUGACCUGUUAGAUUCGUAGAGUGUUUUCUGGACUUACUGCAGUGCAAGAAACGGAUUGUGAGAAUGACCUGUGCACGUGACGAAGAGGAAUUUGUCUGGCAAUGGUCUUGGAGUCGAAUAGUUGAAGGAAGGAUAAUAACUGCUCUUGUGAGAGAAAUAAGGCUGUUUAAUUACGUUUCCAGCAAGGAAUGACUUUUCAGUUAAGAAAUGAGUGGUAUCGGCAGAGUUAGUCAAAAUACAAUUUGUACUCUCUACUAGUGAAUUGACACCUCUGUAUGAUUUUAUGUUAAUUACAGCCAAACAUAAAUCACCUUCUCUAACUCUAAUUUAAUUGCCAGAAAACAAAAUGUGACCAAACUCUCCCUUAACUUAAUAGUUAACAUGGCAUGGGCUUCUGAUUAUCUAACCUACAAGUAUUUACAUAUUCUUCCUAUUAGUGAUGUUUAAUGUUGAAGUGCCAUGAAAAAUAUUUCUAAGAAAGCCUUAAAAUCUCAAUGUAUUCUUUACUCUUAAGUUUUAAAGUCGAGAGCAGGGUUUUUUGUUUUUUCCUUUUAGUCAGCCUUGUUUUGUCUAUAAAGAAUUGCACUCUUCAUUACCGUUGCAUGCUGUGGUACUCCUGUAUAAACAGAUGUGCAAGCACACUGUUAGGUUCCUGGUUAGCUGGUCCCACUUUCACAUUCAAAAUUAAUAAAACCGAAGGUUUAAUUCUAAUGACAGUUUGUGCAAUGCUACACUUGAUGGCAUUAUUUACAACUUAGAUUACCGAGUUCUUGAAUCUGUGUAAACAUAUUUGACUGUCUUUUAUGUAUGGAUAAGUGCAUUCUUUUGAUAUUUUGCGGUUGGCUUUAUUUCUUCUUUAACUGUAUAACUUUAAAAAACUAAGGCUCUCAAACUGUUUUAGAGACAGUGAAGAGUAUAUAGGUAAAUACUGUUUUAUCUUUCAAUGAGCUGCUCUUCCUAAAACAAACUUUUAGUUUCCCCCAAAUUUGGGGGUUAAAAAAGGGAAGUACAGAUAGUUUAGAUUUUGCUUGGUUGCAUGAAUUUUAAAGCAGCCAUUUCUAUGUGGAACAUUUUUUUAUUAUCCGUUAACAUAGGGAAAAAAAGGAAAAUUAAGGAUAGCCUAGUACAAAGUUAAUGUUUAGCAAAAUAACUUACAUGCUAGGAAAAGUUUCAUCUUGCCAUGUUAUGUUACCUGUUCUGUGUGCUAGUAACAUAUCUUAAAAUGACAAAAAAAAAAUCACAUGCAAUUGACAGUCUCACUCAGCUGGCUUUCAAAUUGAAGGUUCAAGUAACACGGCUGGUCAGAGAUGAUUCAGGGGUAGUAAGAAACCUGCAUAAAAUCCCUAAUGCUUCUCGUUACUGUUCUUAUACCUAUUGUAUUAGUUUUGAGCAUAAACAAGUAUCUUUUUCACAUGGGAAAAAAGCUUUAUUGUAUGAGAAUUUACCUAAUCCCAUUUAUUUUUUCAGUGCUUUUGUGUAACGCGUUAUGUGAAAAGAAAAAUGCUCCUUUUUAAACAGUGACAGAAAUGCACUAUAAAAUGUAGUUUGUGAUUUAGCCAAGCCUAUUCCACCGUAAGCACUGGGACAGGAAACAAUCUUUGUGACUACAAAGGGAAGCUUUUGUGCCUUGUUACUUGGUUCCGGUUACUGAUUGUGGUUUGAGAAUCUUCUGUGACACACUUCUCAUAUUCAGGUGUUCCUGGUUUAUCUUCAACUUCAGGCAUAUGUUUGUGUAUUUAUGUGCUCACACACAGACUGAGACAUCAGUUAGAUCUGAAGUGACCUGCAGGGUAUGUGUUGGCAAAAAGCAGAUUGUGUAUGUGUCUUCUAAAAUUGAAUUUAUGUUCAGUGUGUUUGCAAAUGUAUAGCAUGUAAAUUAUUACAUACAUUAUUUAAAGGUAAUUAAAUGUUCAUAUUUUACUUUGAA